UCUGUGGUUCGGUGAGACCCCAGGUCCCUGUGUGGAGCCCUCGGGAGGCUGCGACGGUGUGCCCCAGGGUGACAGCAAGUAGCUGCGUGGGCUCUUUCCACAGCUGUUGGAAGCUAUGGCACAGCGGUGCCGAUGCUUGUCUCUGGGCGGCUGUGUGCGUAUGUGAGCGUCGAGUGUGUUUCAAUGUUCUGUAACAGCCACUAUUUGAGCUGUAUAUACCUACGUGUAUGACAGUGUAUCCCUGGGCAUACUGUGUGUGUGGCGGUUCCCACCCGUGCUGGGCGUGGGUAGCUCUGCGGGGCGAUACACCCAGUAUAACUGCCUGUAGCUUUACGGGGCUAUCAGUAGUUGUUCCAGUAGCUAUAGAGACUUCAGUGUGCAGUCCUGUGUCGGAGAAUGUAGCCGCAACUAAGUGUGUGGCUGUGUUCUUGGGUGUACAAUUUGGGUGUAUCUGGAAAGUGUGUGUGUAGCCGUGAUCAGCUGUGUCCCGCUGUGUGUCCCCGUGUGGCUGUCCCCAGUCGCACCGAGUAUGUGUAUCCCCGCGCCCCCUCCCCCCGCAGCGGGCACUGCGCGUGCGCGCCCGGCCCACGGUCUCGGCGGCGGGACCCACCCGCGCUCACGCCAUCGCCCCUUUAAGAGCGGCGCCCGCGGGCGACGGGGAGGCGGCGGGCGGGGGCGCGCGCGGCGGGAGGAGGGGGCGCGCGCUUCCCGGAACAGCCCGCGCUGAGGGAAGAGAGGAAGAAAAUAAAACCCGCGGCCGGAGCCAAAGCUGGAGCUGCCGCCGCCGCCGUCUCAGCCGUCUGGAGCUCCCCCGCGCGGACGAUGCCCGCGAUGCCCGCGCGGGGCUCGGGGCGGUGAGGCCCGGGGCGCGGGGUAGCUAUGGCGACCGGGAGCGCGGCCCGCGGCGCCGCCUGACAGGUGUGGGGCCCCGGCGGCGGCACGGAGCAGCAUGUACGCCAAGGGGGGCAAGGGCUCGGCCGUGCCCUCCGACAGCCAGGCACGAGAGAAGUUGGCGCUGUACGUGUAUGAGUACCUGCUGCACGUUGGUGCCCAGAAGUCAGCCCAGACCUUUCUGUCCGAGAUCCGAUGGGAGAAGAACAUUACGCUGGGGGAGCCCCCGGGCUUCCUGCAUUCCUGGUGGUGCGUGUUCUGGGACUUGUACUGUGCAGCGCCCGACCGCAGAGAGGCAUGCGAGCACUCGAGUGAAGCCAAGGCCUUCCAGGACUACAGCGCUGCAGCGGCCCCCAGCCCGGUGAUGGGGAGCAUGGCUCCCAAUGAUGCAAUGGCAUCAGGCCCCAUGGCACCCGGCUUCUUCCAGCCCUUCAUGUCACCGCGGUUCCCAGGGGGCCCUCGGCCCACCCUGCGGAUGCCGAGUCAGCCUCCCGUGGGCCUACCCGGUUCCCAGCCCCUCCUCCCUGGCGCCAUGGACCCCUCCCCACGUGCUCAGGGUCAUUCGAGCAUGGGCCCGAUGCAGAGGGUGACGCCUCCACGGGGCAUGACCAGCGUUGGGCCCCAGAGCUACGGAAGUGGCAUGCGGCCCCCACCCAACUCUCUUGCUGGCCCGGGUUUGCCCACCAUGAACAUGGGACCCGGAGUGCGUGGCCCAUGGGCCAGCCCCAGUGGCAACUCGAUCCCCUACUCCUCCUCCCCCCCUGGCAGCUACACGGGACCCCCAGGAGGAGGUGGGCCCCCUGGAACACCCAUCAUGCCCAGCCCUGGAGACUCCACCAACUCCAGCGAGAACAUGUACACCAUCAUGAACCCCAUCGGGCCAGGCGCCGGCAGGGCUAAUUUCCCGCUUGGCCCUGGUCCGGAGGCCCCCAUGGCCGCCAUGAGUGCGAUGGAGCCUCACCAUGUAAACGGAUCCCUGGGCUCGGGCGAUCUGGACGGGUUGCCGAAGAGCUCCCCCGGCGCCGUGGCCGGCCUGAGCAACACCCCGGGCACCCCGCGGGACGACGGCGAGAUGGCGGCCGCCGGGACCUUCCUGCACCCGUUCCCGAGCGAAAGCGUAAGCGACUGCGUCGACUCCCCCCCCCGCGGCGGCGUCGGGCCGGAGGGGCCUGGCGGGCAGACCCCGGCGGGGCGGCCGGGGGGCCAGAGCAAGACCGUGACCGCGGCGGGCCAGUACUCCCCCGGGAUGACCAUGAGCGUGUGAUGGGGCCGCAGCCCCUUGCCCACUGCCGACCUCGGCUUCUGCCCAGCGCCCCUGCCCGGGGCCAAGGUCCAGGGGCUCGGGUGGUCUGCAGGGUGAGGGUCUGAGGUCACACCGCGGGCAACUGGACUCCCGGUCAAGGCUUGGAUGGCUGGGAGACCCCGCGCGAAGGACUCAUUCAUUUUAUAAAAAACGCAAGGACCUCAGAGACGUUCUUUCCUGUAUGGGCCCUUCCCGCCAUUUCUGUUUUGUCCAGGGGGCUCCUUGGGGGAUUUCCUUUCCCCUGGAGAGCAGGGGUGGGCCCCAACAAUAAACAUAACUCGAUUUUGGUUUUUGGCA
Messenger RNA from Delphinapterus leucas (beluga whale), 2491 nucleotides. It is a transcript of the gene SSBP4, whose product is annotated as single stranded DNA binding protein 4. The record is from RefSeq and is a predicted model, not a curated record. Gene Ontology annotation, cellular component: nucleus. Gene Ontology annotation, molecular function: protein binding; single-stranded DNA binding. Lineage: Eukaryota; Metazoa; Chordata; Mammalia; Artiodactyla; Monodontidae. Gene Ontology annotation, biological process: positive regulation of transcription by RNA polymerase II.